Angiostrongylus costaricensis is the source of this 1338-nucleotide messenger RNA. NCBI's taxonomy places the organism in Eukaryota, Metazoa, Nematoda, Chromadorea, Rhabditida, Metastrongylidae. The record is from the annotation of a GenBank genome assembly.
AUGCCUGUGCUUGCUGUUCUUACAGCGGAAAUACCUUUUGUGUGCCAGGGAAAUCGUGAAGAAGUAGCCAGUUCAGUUACUAUACAGAAGCUGCUAGAUCUGGACGAGUGCACUGUUGCGACAAUACCGUACGAUGGGAUCAUGUUAUCGUCUUAUCAUCACGUCAAAUAUCGGUUAUUGAUUGGUGAAAAACUAGACUUCAUUUGCGGUCGUGUCGCCAGGAAAGAGAAAUGGGCAGUUCGAGCUGGAGUGUGUAUUGGGAGUUUCGUUGCAGAGUUCGCGAUGAAGGAGAUGCUCGGCGGUUGUUGUGUGUGUGCGGAUGAGAACGGCUGGACGGACAAUCCGCUCAUUUAUUGCGAUGGACCUGGAUGUGAAGUAGCUGUGCACCAAGGUUGUUAUGGUAUCCAAGAGGUGCCAGAAGGAGAAUGGUUGUGUGCCAAGUGCCAUGUUUCUAGUACAAGUUACUCUAAUGAUGGACUUAGUCAUAAUGGAACCUCCACCAAUGGUGUGGGUCAUGCUAUUAAAGCACGGUGUGAGCUGUGUCCAUUUGGCUAUGGUGCACUAAAACGAACCGAACAAAAGGGUUGGGCCCAUGUAAUUUGCGCUUUGUAUAUUCCUGAAGUGCGCUUUGGUGAUGUACACAGCAUGGACCCUGUGAUCUUAUCAGAUGUACCCGCAGAACGGUUCGAGAAGUUGUGUUACAUCUGUGCUAAUGCUGGUGACUCGAGAGCUGCUCAAAUGGGAGCGUGCAUGUCGUGCAAUAAACCAGGUUGCAAGAGGGGAUUUCAUGUAACCUGUGCUCAGCAGCGUGGUUUGUUGUGUGAAGAAGGUGGCGGUAGCAAGAAUGUGAAGUACUGUGGUUACUGUGAACAUCAUCUCCGAAAGGCGGUGAGUCAUUUCUUUCGCUUGUAUUCCGCCUUUCGUUCCCUUUGUCCAGAUUUGCAACGUGCUACCGAAGUUGUAAGAAAUGGUAGUACUUGGGGUGUGAAGAGCACAUGGUGCGUUAGGAGUACUCAUCCAACCGCGAUCGAUGCACGCUUUAUAUCGCAACAUACGAAGACCAUUGUGUUGGAGGAGUCCGACUUUUUAACCAAUGAGGAUUGGGAUGUCGAAUAUCCGGAGAAAUUGUUGACAUUAAUGGUCCUCACUGCAGUCACGCCAGCAGCUGGGGGUCGGUCCGAGCAAAAUGUUCCCACAUGUCGUCGGGCGGCUGGCGGAGGACGGGUCGAUCGGGCUGCGGCGGUGACGGGGAUCGAUGGCGCGGCCGCGGCGUCCGCGCGUCGCCGCCGCCCACACGCCUUCCGCGACGGCGCCGUCGGCGGGCCUCCGUCGGGGUGA